Messenger RNA from Monosiga brevicollis MX1, 339 nucleotides. RefSeq lists its product as uncharacterized. Gene Ontology annotation, cellular component: nucleus. Gene Ontology annotation, biological process: protein polyubiquitination; ubiquitin-dependent protein catabolic process. Lineage: Eukaryota; Choanoflagellata; Craspedida; Salpingoecidae. The annotation marks the transcript as partial. The record is from RefSeq and is a predicted model, not a curated record. The transcript is spliced from 3 exons. Gene Ontology annotation, molecular function: ubiquitin conjugating enzyme activity.
GUUGAGAUGGACGAGUCCAACAUGUUCAAUUGGACAGCCGUUCUCGAACCCUCCGAGGCACCUUUUGACAAGGGCCGCUUUACCAUCGGCAUCACUUUUCCCUCGGAGUUUCCCUUCAAGCCCCCAAGCGUCAAGUUUAUCACUCCCAUCUACCACCCGAACGUUGAUGAGAAGGGCACGCAAAUUUGCCUGAGCGUGGUGGCAACAGAUAACUGGAAGCCUGCCACUCGCGUCUCCCAGGUGUUGGUGGAGCUCAUGCAAAUCAUCAACACGCCCGAACUGGAGCACCCGCUGCGCAUGGACUUGGCCGAGCUCUAUCGCGAGAACCGCCAGCAGUUU